AUGGUUGUGAAGAAAUUCUAUGAAGACUUAGAAGUACACCAACUUGAUCUUAAAAACAAUUCUGGUUGUAGUAAUGAUAACAAUGAAAAUGAGAAUUGUGUAGUUUCUGAUAAUUCUGAAACUGUUCUCAACCAUGACUAUUCUUCAUCAGCUUCACCAUUAAUCCCAAAACCUAUUAUAAAAUUAAAGCAGAAACUUUUGAUCUUUUAUUGCCUAAAUGAAUUACACAAGUUGGCCAACUCUGUAAACGAUUAUGAAAAUUUUAAGGAAAAAGUUUUUAUUGCUCAUAGAGCUGUG
Molecule: messenger RNA, 297 nt
Organism: Entrophospora candida
Lineage: Eukaryota; Fungi; Glomeromycota; Glomeromycetes; Entrophosporales; Entrophosporaceae
Source: the annotation of a GenBank genome assembly